GCGGGAUACUAUUAAAUAAUGGGUUUUCUGACUUAUAACUAGUCAUGGUAGAGAUUGCAAAAUUUAUGACGAAGACGAGGUCUGCUUCCCAACUCAACUCUGACAUGGACAUGCAACGACGAAAUUUCAACUUGUCUCUCGAGGUGCAAAAAGUGACGAAAAACGUGGAACAAAAGGAAAAGCGAGAAAAUUCAUACAGCACAGCAGGGCAGCUUCACGAAAGACCCUUCAAUAUCCUCAGUUCAUACUUCAUGUGGAUGACGACGAGUGUUCAUCUAAAAAGAGACAAGAAAAUCUACAAAGAUCCCGUACUAGAUCCACGAAAUCAGAUUGAUGAAAUAAAUCGCCGAGCCUUAGAAGAAAAUGCUAGGAGAAUUGUCGAGCGGGUCGCGGAAAUUGAAAAAAUGAAAGAACCUGUCACAGCGCAAAAUUGCAUCAAAUACAGUUGA
This is a messenger RNA of Amoebophrya sp. A120, 449 nucleotides long. The record is from the annotation of a GenBank genome assembly. Lineage: Eukaryota; Dinophyceae; Syndiniales; Amoebophryaceae.